UAACAGAUAUAAAAUUACAUCGUUCGCACAUUACAAACGCACCAUUGCAUCGGCCAGUUUAAUGACGCCGCAUCCGUCUGAACUUGCCAGUUUAAGCCACAGUGAAUGUCAUCUAGCCUCACUGGCUCAGUACAAGUGCGCUAACGUGCAUGUGUGCACUCGUGCACCUACACCGCGCAACUACGAUACAGAUUAAAAAAAUAUUCGAACCCGCCAAUAUAACACAUCAAAACAUGACAGUUCAAAUUCAAAUUGUUCAUGUUCGAAUUUAGAAAUGUCCGCUGAACGCGCGGGAAAGAGACGAACAUACCUCCGAGCGUCUGCUAUUUUGGUGACGUCGGUGCAUAGCGAAAUAUAAUGAAAAGUGGCAGUAAUUUCGAUGUGUUUACGCGCUGUGCUAGUUUAUUUGGUUAAUAGCGGUUUGUUUUUCUAAUCGGCGGCGUUUGGACUGGUGGCGCCCUCUGCAUCCCGUUCCCGCUCCACACAUACACAUGGUUGUAUUUCAUGGAGCUGUCAAAACAAUAACGACCUCGUGGACUGUGAUUUGUUGAAGGAGACUACCCCGUCGGGGGCUCGGCGUGAUGUGUGACAGUGCGAGUAGUUUUUGGCGCGGAGAAACUGUGGCGGGCUCGUAACGCGGAAAAUUGAGCUAGCGGUGUUUUUUUCCAAACUUAACCUACGACAAUCUUCAGUUGCGCGCGAGCUGUCCCCGCACGCGCCUCGCGUACCACCGACACGAGAGCCGCGACGACAAGCGAAUGGGCCCCGGCCGGUGGCGAGCCCCGCCGAAUUCACUUUCCGAACUCCAUGUGAGUGUGUUCAAAACGUUCCAUUUUCGAAUGCAGCGGAAUAGUCGCGGCCGCCCGUUCGAUGACCUCAUAAAGUGAAACUAUUUUUUUUUCUUUCACUUUGCUCAAUUUUGUGAUGUAGCCAUAGUGCCUUCGCCGUACAAAACUUUUUCGAAUUUUGUGAUGUCAAAGUGCAAACUUAGAUAAAACUAGUAUAUAGUGUUAGUGAACUAUUAUAAUUUAUUUAUGGAGAAACAAACGAGAAGGAACAUUUUUUAUGCAUAUGGACAGAUACUGCAUGGACCAUAGGGUUGUCGUCUGUGUGCCAUGGCGGAGUGCUCGUUCGCGCGGUGUCAACAGGAACGUCGCACCAUACGCAAGGAGCUGCAACGCUGGACUAAGAACAUGGUCUACAUACUGGGUCUAGAACGGGUGGCGGAGGAGUUGAUGGGUCGAAGAAAAUGGAAACUAUAUCAGGACGCAUUAAUUCCAAAACGGGGGGAGGGCGAAAGGUCGAGCGACGAGGAAUCAGUGCAGACGGACCCCCCACCGGCCCUCAAGAUAAAGACCAUCGAGCAGAUCAACGAGGACGAAGGGAAAGAGGAACGGAGAGAGGAGGAGCGGAGGCGGCCGGAGACCAUCCUGGAGUCGUUGAUCAAGAGGCCGGCGACGCAGCCGAAGGUGGAGGUGCAGGAGGAGCCGGCGGACUGGAAGCCGCAGGACAAGUGCUACUUCUGUACGGAUGGGGAGCCGGGCGGAGAGGCUAGGCCGGGAGCUGCUGCUAGUCCUGCUUCGGAGUCGGACAGCAGCUCGGUGUCCGGGGCAAAGAGCCCGGCGUCAGCGCCGCCGCUGCUCCAGCACCUGCUGCAACUGCAAGCUCAGAACCCGCAGACCUUAGCACAGUUUCAGCAGAUGCUGACCGCGCUGGCCGCGCUGGGCAGCGGGCUGGUGCCGCCGCCGCCGCUCUCACAACCCUGGAUGAUGCAGAGGCUCGUGCACCGGCAGACCGACAGACUCCCGGAGGUAUGCGAGAAGCCGGCGUCCUCAUCCCCGAGCCUCGCCGAACAGCCUCUGGACCUGAGCGCCAAGUCCACCUCCAGCACCAGUGGGACCCCACCGCCAGAUGCCAAACUCUUGGAUAACAGAUUGAAGCGUGGCGCUGUAGACAACGCGAGCAACAGCUCCGGGCGGCGCGCCUACACUGAGGACGAGCUGCAGUCGGCCGUGCGCGACAUCCAGGCGGGCCGGCUGGGCACGCGCCGCGCCGCCAUGAUCUACGGCAUCCCGCGCUCCACGCUGCGGAACAAGCUCAACAAGUUCGGCACCGCCGUCGACCAUGCAGACUCGGAGAACGACAGCGACACCGAGCGCCCCGAGUCGCCCCCAUCCGUUAUCCUCAAGAUACCGACCUUCCCCCCGCCAGACGACAAGAGCCCCUCCCCCGCCGGACAGAUCCAAGCGCCGAUCACACCCAUCACACCGAUGCUGCCCACACCGCAGCCAUCGCUCUCCGCGCCCUCACAGCUGCUGCUCCCGCCCUCUGUGUUCGCUGACCCACCAUCCACACAACAUCUCUUCACAUCCAUCAGUGAUGUCAUUGCUAAGAGCAUCAGCCAGAAGUUCCAGCAACCCUUGGACAGACCUCAUCAUCAGCCAAAUGAACUAAUGUAUGCCCGAGGCCCCGACAGACAUGUGUCCGUGAUCAAAACCCCGCCAGACAAUCAGCGCUAUCCCGCCCCCGGCAAUUCUAAAGCCGUUCCGAACAACAAUGGGCAGCCAGCCACAGGCGGCAAAGGCACGCGGCCCAAGCGCGGCAAGUACAGGAACUACGACCGUGACAGCCUGGUGGAGGCGGUGAAGGCGGUGCAGCGCGGGGAGAUGUCCGUGCACCGCGCCGGCUCUUACUACGGGGUGCCGCACUCCACGCUGGAGUACAAGGUCAAGGAGCGCCAUCUCAUGCGGCCGCGGAAGCGCGAGCCCAAGCCGCCGCAGGACGCCAAGCCACAGCCACCGAAGCCGCCACCACCCAAGCCACCGACAAAGCCGUUCUCGAACGGCAUGAACGGGCCAGAGGCCCCCGGCUAUCCCCCGGGGUACCCGUUCUGGCCCGGCAGCGGCUUCCCGCCACCCGCGCCCGACCUGUACGCCUCGCACAUGAUGCGGCGCCUGCGGGAGGAGGCCCCGCCGCCCGCCAACGGCUCGUUCCUGGAGGGCAUCAUCCGCUCGUCGCUGGAGCGGCCGGCGCUGCUGCAGCGGCUGGCGGCACCCGCGGGUGAACUGCGGCGCGAGGCCGGGGACGAGCCGCCCGCGCGCCGGCCGCGGCUGGACAGCUCGGACCAGGCGCUGGCGGCCGAGAUGCGCGAGGCGGUGCAGCGGCUGCGCGCCGACAAGCUGCGGCCGCGCAACGGCACGCCCACGCCGCCGCCCGCGCCGCCCGCCGAGCCGCCGCCGCCGCCCGCCGCGCCGCCCGACCGCGCCUAGUGCGCCCCGAGACGCCCCGAUCUCCUCAGUCUUUGUGAUAAUAUUAUGUAAAGUACAUUCCGCCGGCUCGCCGACUCACGCUAGUGCAAUAGGCCCGCUGAGGUUUGUCGUCCGAGACUCGCGUCAUCCGUGUAUACUGUUGUAGUGACAAUAACUUAGUCGCAGGCUUCUCCUCGAGUCGGGCCGACGUCGCUCGAUGUCCUCGUGUCGAUAUGUAGUGUCUCCACUUUAUGUUUCCGCUUCCUCGGUCAGUCCGGACAGUCCUCACUCACACGUACACACAUCCACACAUUAUCACCAAAUAUCACAAUAGUUACCUAAAAGUCACAACCAGUUCAAUAUAUCACAGCUUUACUAAUGCAAUAUCACAAUAUUACGAGUAUAAUAGUGUUUAGUGUCCCAUGACAGAGAUUCGGAUGCCGUCGGUUGUGACUUGCAGUCGCGUUUCAAUGUACCUUCGUAAUGUCAGCGGCGCUGCCCGCUCCCCGUGUCUCAGAGCCAGCUCGCUUACGUGACGGUCGCUCCUCAACUUUUAUUAUCGUUUAACGUUCAAAUGAGAUCGUAUCGAGAGCAGAACGAUACUGCACGUUACAAGUGGCGCUAGGGUUGUCCAAAAUUCACGCAAAUCCAGAGAGCCUCAAAUUUUGACCUUGUUUUAAGUAAAAGACAACCAAAAGUUAACGUUAUAAAAUUAACUAUUUAAAAUAAUUUUUAAGUAAUUAAAAAAAAACAAUGUAACAAAUUAAUUAUAAAGCUAGCUAUGAGUGUAAAUGUUAUCGAUUUUUAAGUGAACUAUUGCAGAUUUUGUGCGGUGUUUUUAUAAUUAGAUAGGUAAUAUAUUGAAUGAAAUUAUUAGCGCUAUUGUCGGGUAGUGCGGUUGUGGUAUAGCACCCGCCCCGCGCCGCGCCCUGCCGCGCCAUACCGCGUCUUGCCGCGCCGUGCCGCGACAGCCGGUAGGCAGGCACUCACGGCCCCGGGGUUCGCUACGCGGAGCUACGUUCGGACUUAUGUGCAAUUAUUAUUUUGUAUAAAAUAGUAAUUUAAACUGUGUCUAAGCUAACACGUGGAUUUCCAUAUUACUGAAUGUGAUAUUUAGGUAUUACGAGUGCGGUUUGAUCGACGGUUUGACGACCUGGGGGGACGCCGGGCCCCAUCAUUAUAUACACGUACGUACAUUAAAUACAUCUAGUGAACUUAUAUAUUUUAUGUACUAUUAUUGUAUCUUAAGAAGAUAAUAUUCUUAUUUUUCAUGGUCCAAGUUUUAAAUGUUUUAUCGACUAUACAAAAAUGUGGAUAAUCAUUAUUAUAUUCUUGUCGACUUUAAAAAUUAUAAUUAGCCCAAAAAUCCUCAAAAAAAAUGAUAUCUUCAAAUUUGUGAAAUUUUUUGGUGUUCAAUCAAAAAUAUAUUAUGAAAGUACGAGAUGAAAAAUGUAUACGCUCUCCCAGAAUUAAAUUUAGGUAAAAACUAUUUGGAUAUAAAUUAUCAUACGAUACUUAAUGUAAGUUAUGUGUACAUGUGCGCCUCAUGGAAAUUAAGAAGUCUUUGUAUUAUGUAUGUAAUUAAAAUAUACAUAAUUAUAUUAUAUACAAGUUAAAAAUUAAUGUCGUACAUUUUUCUUCGGAGACCACGAGUGAUGUGCAAAAUAGAAGUACAUGGGAUUGUUAUCGACAUUUCGACAUAAUAACUAUUAUAUCUUUCUCGGACCGAAACAAAACAAUUUAUUAUACACACAUACAAGUGAUAAGUCAAAGUCGUUAUCCAAAAACUAAUACAUAUCCCCAUGCCGAGAUGUCGAAGGCACUCUCUCAAAAAGGAAAAAAAAAACAAAAAUUUUUAUAUUCAAAAUUUUAAACUAGUCGAUAGCAUGUCUUCACUUUUGUUUCUCUGUGCAUAAUUUUCGACGUCUUUUUAGCAUUUAAUCUUAAAAAAGUUAAUCUAUAAACGUUAUGUGCAUUUAUCUGUGUGAUGAAAACUUUUGUAUAUUGAAAACAAAUAUAAGAUUAUUUACCGUCGUGUUGACAUCCCUACCAGACCGCAUUUCCAAAUUUGAAAUGUUGAAAAUCGAACAACUUUUUUUUCUCAAAAAUACGUACACGAAUCUGUGUGUUAUGCCUGACAUUUGUUGAUAGCUUAAAACAAAAAGGUUAUUUUGUGUAAGUUUGUACAGAAAUAGGAAGGGACAAUUUGCAAAGAGAAUUUAGAUAAUAAUCAACAUUCCGUUUAGAAUGUUAUUAGAUUUUUUUUAAUUAAUAAUAUAACUAUUUUUUUGCAUCGGGAACAAAUAAUUAUGUUGUUUAAUCUUAUUUUUAACGUUAGUUAAUUUUUAAGUGGCUUUAUUUUAUAAAAUAACCUUAUAUAUGAUUAAUUAUCAUAUUAUAUUGAGAUGUUAUACAUUCAUUGUUUUUGUGCAAAGUGUUUGGGGUUCUAUUCCCGGUUAAAGAGAGUUGCGACUGAUAUGUAGUAGAAAAUAGCCGGCUGCGCACGCGCCGGCCCGGUCGGUACAAAUGGUAUAUACCGCCUUAACACUUACAAAUGUUAUUGUCAGUGAUCUCUGCAAUACAUUGAAUAAUCGCCACGAGAGAUGGAAAAAGAACUACUUAAAGCGUUGACGCUAAAACUUCUACAAGUUGAUAAUUUCGAGGGAUUAUUUCGUGAUUGUAAAGGGUCAAGGCUGCUGUUGUCAAAACACAUUCAACCAAAUUCCCAUACGGAACCACUACACAUAAUAUAACUGCCUCCGUUCAUAUACCUCAUUUCAAUAACGAUGCAAACAUGUCGACAGACAUACAAACUCAUUGGUACAAUUGUGUAAUUUGAAAACAACAGUUUUUUUUUACAUUGAGAGGUCACUGGUUUAUUAGUGAAUCAUUUUUAUUGUAUAUUGUUCAAUCAUUUUUCCACAUAGUUUAAGAAUUUUAGUUAAUACUGUAGUGUACUUUUCAAUUAUAUAGGUAGUCCGUAGUAAUAUUUUCUUGUUAAUUUUUUUUUUUCGUAAAUGUAAUAAAUUCUCCGUAAGGGUUAGGUUAGUCUUGAACGGUCCUCAAUUGGUCCAGGAACAAAAGACAAUGAAGGGAAAGUUGCAUUUUUAAUUAAAACAUUAAAUAUACCAUAAGCAUCCGCGACGUUGCAAGUUGUGUACUCGCGUCCACGCGUCUGAACUCCAGGCGCGCGUUAGCGAAAUGCGAACGUUACACAAUUUUUAAUUUCGACUUUCGAAUUGUGGAAUUCGAUUUUUGAAUUAAAAACGUUGGUCUCGCGGAUAUUCGUAAAAGACAUUGCCAGAAUGUUAUUUUACUUAGCAUUUUUAUGGACACAAGUUGUUUGUUUGUGUGACUGUACCUAACUUUGUGCGUCGUUUUCCAACUAGACGCGGUGCCGUCGCCGUGUUUGUUUGUUCAUACGGGAGAUGUUAUACUUAGUAUUCUACUUGAACACCGUGUCUUGGCUGUGUAUAGUUGGAAAGCGACUUUUCUCUUAAUGUAAGAAUCACCUAUCGUCGUCACUAAUUGUUUUCCCUCUUACAUCUUGUAUGUAUUUCUAGAAGGUUAAUUUUUAAACAUUAAUAAUUAUUGUACUAUUACUACAAUGAUUGACUUAUUAUUAUUGACAUUUAGCAUUAUCGUGGAAAGGUAUAGAAUAUUGAAUGAAAGUUUUUUUUUUAACGUCUUGCUAGACGCAGUUCGCGAUUGUACCACAUUCGCGUUUUUUUUUUAUAAAAAAAUAUGUA
Molecule: messenger RNA, 6997 nt
Organism: Trichoplusia ni (cabbage looper)
Lineage: Eukaryota; Metazoa; Arthropoda; Insecta; Lepidoptera; Noctuidae
Gene: Eip93F
Product: mushroom body large-type Kenyon cell-specific protein 1
Exons: 7
Coding region: 1116-3269 (717 amino acids)
Biological process (GO): regulation of transcription by RNA polymerase II
Cellular component (GO): nucleus
Molecular function (GO): DNA binding
Source: RefSeq, a predicted model, not a curated record